CACAAACUAACCGUUAUCUCCAACUAACUGUAAGUUCCGUUAUGUCCAAUUGGGUUAAAUCCUUAUAUAGCUUACUAAAAGUACAUCGGUGUCACAGUGUGUCAGAUUGUAUUCCCCGAGAUGUUUAGACGGAGAUAUCAGACGAGCGUGGAGCGGCAGUGCAUCAAAGAGUAUGGCAUGUAACGAGCUCGUGACACGGCGGGACACACCAUGCGCGCAGCACAACCAGGCUAGGUUCGAAAGUCAGUGAAUAUUUUUUUUUUAUUGAGUGUACCAUCGCCAAAACCCACCGCAUAUACCAAAAUAGCCAACGGAAGACACCAUGACUGCCGAGUUUGGGUAUGGCGGUCUCCUCAGGCUGUUCUAUGGAUCAACUCUGUGAAGAAGACCGCCACUAUUUUUGAAGGAGUAGGGAUGUUGUUUUUGGGUUCUCUUCAAAAGGAACCAUAAAGAUACCAGAAGAAAUUUGGGUUCUCAUUAAAAUAACUUGCCGGAAGUAAGUUAGACCUGGAGAUAUCUCUGCUUUCCAACGCCCAGUGCUUCCAGUGGACAUGUUUGAGAGGAGGAAAUCCGUCAGCCAGUGAAGAUGAACCCUUACGUUACGUCUCACUUCCGGAGGGAUCUUUUCCCCCACUUCCACUUGUUGUAGUCGUUGGGUUCGGCCCUUCUGUCACUUCUUUAAGCACAUGGGUUUCCAUAUUGUUUGGCUGAGUCGUGAAUCAGGGCCCCUGACAUUCAGACCCUGACAGACUUGUUCCAAGUGUUUUGAAGGUAAAGACUUGUGACGAGCAGCACCUUUCUCCAAUGCUCGAUGCCUCAAAAAUUAUUUAAUCUCUUCACCCAACGUCCUACGAUGUGUUUUUCCCUUCUCUGUCUUUGCCCUUUUUAAUGCAUCCUAGAACUCUGCAUGCCUGAUCCAUCUAUAGAGAAUUUACUUUAUGCUUAGUGUCUUUUGAAAGUUCUUCAUUCAUAACCAGAAGCUAUCGUCUCCAGCUUCAUUUCCUACAGUCUUGGUCUCAUCCCAUCUCUCGGUCUGAUCUUGUUCACGUGAGUUCAAAUGUUCGGUUCUCCAGCCAACAAGCUAAUCAUUGUUUGGAUUAAUGCAGUAUGCUCUCUGCUAUGCUGGACUAGACCAGAUCCUGUGAAUCUGCAAGUUUUACAACCUGAUGAUCGGCGACCCUAAGACAGGAUGUCUAGGUGAUUGGUUUGCAAGCUCAGUGUUCAGCACUCAUCUAUAUCAUCCCAUAUUCUGCAAUACUUUUGCAAUGUUUUCAUCAGAACAGUCAAACAUAUCACAUCUCUUUCUCUCUUUCUUCUGAAUUGUGUGUCUUGUGUGUACUGUUUGUGUGUAAUACCCUUUUGUUCAUGUUUCUAUCUGCCCCUUGGAACUCCUUAAUCUACAGCUAUAAUGAAGGAACACUCUGAUAUCACAAAGGUAGAUAUGCUUUUGAUAAUAUGUAGCUAGCAGUUUACUGAAGUAGCAGUGGAUAUGCUCAUGUCAUCCUAUCAACAGUCAGUUAAUUAGUUUGUACCAAAACAGGAUUCAAGCAGAAGGAGGUAGUGGAUACCGUACUGUUAUAGUCGUAACCUGAAGCUACACACAAGAGUAGUGGCUGAUUUGAGAUGAACGACCAAAUGUAACAUUGAUCUCACUUGUGAAGACUGUGAUAUAACAGGUGCAGCACUGUCCGCAGUAAACUAAGACCAGGACAAUAAGUGAGUGCACAUAACACAUGUUGCAUUUCUCCAUUCAAACAUUACAUUAAUUUUACUUUCCUUAGGUGAUUGAAUGAUCAAAUAUGAGCAAAGCUACAAAUGAGUUCAACAAGUAGAUUGUAUUUUUUUUCUCUUGGUUAUUGUGUUGGUCUUAAGGAUUUGGAUUUUGGACCUUGGAUCGUAAGAAUCAGCAUGUUAAUUAGCUUGUUCUACAAUGCAUGGUAGAGGCAUCGGAAUAUAAUUCUGUUUGAGUAAAGCCUACCUUGAAUAUGUUCUAUGUCAAACAGUACCUGCUUGUUCAUUGUCCUGUGUUUGCAUGAUGUAGUAAGUGUCGUACAUAGUGCCUUACGAUGUGAACCCUUCACAUGUCUCCAUCUUUAAAUGUAUGUCCAUUAUAUAUCUCUCCACUCGGCCUGCUACCUUUCCACCCUCUAGCCUGUAGGGUAUCACAUUGGACCUUGCCAUGUCUUGCAUGCUUCUCUCGGACGUAUAUUGACUUCAGUCAAGUCCAUCUCUUACCUACAUAGUUGCAACCUGUGACUAGCAGUGUAUUGAGAAUAUCGGGAACCAUUUUCAACUUAACAAACAUUAAUCCUACAGUGAGUAUAUGGAUUUGUGGACGAUGUGGAUUUAACUAUGUCAAAACCCUUUUUGGGCUGCUGAACAUUUUCCUCCGAAACACACAUUCCUCCGGUGGGAGUUGGACGGGCAAUGGCCCUGAAUGGAAUCAUCUCAUGUUUACCAUUUGCUUAUAUGAACUCACACUCAUCAGUUCACAGGGACACCAUUUGACUACAAACACUGAUAUCUAUUGUUUUGAAGGAAAACAACCCGUUUGUUCAUUUACCCAAACAGUAUCUGACCAAGAAUUUACAGUCCAGGACAACUGGAUAGGGCUGUGCAUUCCUGAGGGACUGGGACUGGGAAUACAGAGUGCAUGAUGGGAGCAGCUCGGGUGAAGCGACGCUUCAGCGCUGUGGUUGAUGGGCCGGUAGAGGAGGAGGAGGUCAUGAGGCUGGCGCAGAGUGCUGCAGACACGGCAGGGGCCGGGGGGAGUCCCCUGAGCGCGGGGACCCCCACCAGCCCGUCCCCCACCCACAACGGCAAGGCCUCGGGCCUGCAGGGCAACAGCCACGACGCACGGAGGCCGGGCGCCUUGGAGGAGGCGGCCGGGGGAGGUGGAGCACGAGAAGGCGGGGUGAGAGGUGGGCUGUGCUCGGGGCUGCGGAGCGGGAGAGGUGGCGGUAUGGGAGGAGGAGGAGGAGGAGGAAGAGGGAAGGACUCUCUGUCCUCCCCGGCCAGCCGCCGCCCCGCCCGCCGCCCCAGCCGCCGGCCUCGGCAGCGCUUUGUGGGCAAGGACGGGCGCUGCAACGUCACCUUCGUCAACAUGAGCGAGAGGGGCCAGCGGUACCUCAGCGACCUCUUCACCACCUGCGUGGACAUCCGCUGGCGCUGGAUGCUGGUCAUCUUCACCCUCUCCUUCCUCCUCUCCUGGCUGCUCUUCGGGUUCGCCUUCUGGCUCAUCGCCUCCGCGCACGGGGACCUCUCCGUCCGCCUCGCCCCCGUCUCCGGCGGGCCCCCGGGGACCGAGGGGGCCCCGGGCACCGGGGGAGAGUCGGGCGGAGGGCCGGCGCCUGUGGUGGUGGUGUUCGAGCCGUGCUUCCUCCAGGUAAACAGCUUCAUGGCGGCCUUCCUCUUCUCGCUAGAGACUCAGACCUCCAUCGGGUACGGCUUCCGCAGCAUAACCGAGGAGUGUCCCCUGGCGGUGAUGGCCGUCGUGCUGCAAUGCAUCGUGGGCUGCAUCAUCGACGCCUUCAUCAUCGGGGCGGUCAUGGCAAAGAUCGCCAAGCCCAAGAAGCGCAACGAGACGCUGGUGUUCUCGGACGCGGCGGUGGUGGCGCUGCGGGACGGGAAACUGUGCAUGAUGUGGAGGGUGGCCAACCUGCGCAAGAGCCACCUGGUAGAGGCUCACGUGAGGGCCCAGCUGCUCAAGCCACGGGUGACCCCAGAAGGAGAGUACCUCCCGCUGGACAACGCCGACAUCAACGUGGGCUUUGACACAGGCUCCGACCGCGUCUUCCUGGUCUCCCCGGUCACCAUCGUGCACGAGAUCGACGACGAGUCGCCCUUCUACGAGAUGGACCGCAGCACGCUGGAGAAGGACUCUGAGAUGGAGGUGGUGGUGAUCCUGGAGGGCAUGGUGGAGGCCACGGCCAUGACCACGCAGUGCCGGAGCUCCUACCUGGCCUCCGAGAUCCACUGGGGACAGCGCUUCGAGCCCGUGCUAUUUGAGAGGAAAGACUGCUACCAGGUGGACUACUCCUUCUUCAACCGGACAUACGAGAUCCCCAGCACGCCGACCUGCAGCGCUAAGGAGCUGGCGGAGCAGAAGUGCAGCCAGAGCUCGUCCUUCUGCUACGAGAACGAGGUGGCCCUGCAGCUGGGGUCCCCGGACAGUGACCCCCAGAACGGCCUCCAGACCAGCAUCACCCAGCGGCCCUUCCCCUCAGAGCACCCCCACGACAACUGACUCAGUGGGGGGGGGUCGUUGGUGGGGCUUAAGGACAGAGAAACAGUAAAUAUAGGAAAGAACCCUUGAAGGAAUAAGGAAGCAGACGAGGAAUAAAUAGAAAAGCUGAGAAUUUCAGAUAUUUAAAGGAACAAUGAGGGAAGGGUAAAGAGUGAGAGUACAUUUAUUGUUAAUGUCAAGCUAUUAGGAAUUAGUUAUUUAAGGACAAGAGAGAAAAUAUAGACACAUUUUAUGUUGUCUUUAUUGAAAAUAGAGACACAUUGAAAGAGACAGGAUGGCAGACUGAAAAAGAUACAGACUCUAGUGGCAGAGAUACAGAUAAAGAUAGGCAGAGUAGGCCAGAUGGGCUAAAAGACAGAAGCGUUGGGGGUAACUCUAAUGGGGAGAUGGGUUUCUACACUGGCCCAGUUGGCUGAUUGGUCCUGGCGAUCUUGCACAAUCAUUAAACAUGCCUGUUGAGUCUCUGGCCGGCCUCUCACAAACGCAAUAUGCUCAUUUGGCUCACCAUCUAGCUGUCAGCGUAUGAAACGGCGCCCCCCGAUGACUGUAACCGUUCACUGCACUUCAAACUACUUGUUUGAUGAAAAUGUUAUUUGGAAUAUGUAUGGACUUCAGUCACAAAGAGUUUCUUCAAGGAACUUUCUCCAUAAUGAUCCUUGUAAUGUGGAUUUGAUGUUUGAAUGUUUUUUGUUACGGUAAGUAAGGCAAAUUAAUCUUCAUGUCUUGUACAAGUUGCCUAAGGUUCUGCCUGGUUUUCCAUUAAGUGGUGGACUACUUGUUAGAGCCAAUGAGAAACUGAAUCAACACAGGGAAACUUCUUGGAAAGUAGCAGCAAUUCCCAGCAGUUUCCUUUGCAUGUAAUGUACUGUUCGAGUUUAUAAACAUGUAAUGCUAAUAUGAAUAUAACAUGCAAAGGUUGGUAUUCACAUGAAUGCUGAGUGUGCACUUUAAGGGGGUAUACACUGAAAUACAGCAGUGGGGAAGAACCUGCUGUCAUUGUAUGCAUUAUUAACUGAUAAAUUAAUCAAUUUAUUGAAUAGCAUCUAAUUGCUCUUUACACUAUACAUUUCCCAGUCAUUACAAUCGUAUAUUUUUUAUUUUCCUGAGAUUGUAUAACGCCAUUGUAGGCUAAAAGGUCCAUGCCCCAGAAUUAAUUAAAGCCACGGUAAGGGCUAUUAAUUAAGAUGAAGGGAAGGGGUCGCUCCAACAGACAAUAUAAAACAAGACCAAAAACCAAAAAUUCAAAAACACAAUUUCCCAUUAACCAGUUGUGUACAUUUAAAGGGGAAAUUCGGUAACAUGAUUUCUCUUCAUGAACUGACUCAUCAAAUUGAAUUUCAAUCCUUAUUUUGGUUAGCUUCUUGGUUUAUGUCCAUCUCACAACAUGUGAGAGAACAGUGGGCGGUGCCUUUAAAUCAAGAUAAUUACCAUACCUUAUUUUGUACUGGACCCUGGUGGAUGGCAGUACAGUCUGUUUAUGCUUUUGAACAUAUUAACUAUUUUGUAUUGUGUGAAGUAGGAGGUCUGUUAGUCAUCUUGGAAUAGGCCUACAUUAGGCAGAAUAAAUCUUAUAUUAUUCAAAUUGGUUGCAAAUUUGGUUCUAUAUACUUGCUUGAUCAUUCUUAUCUAAAUGAUGUGUUUUAUAAAGUGGAUUAUUUGGGAUAUAAUGUCAAAGGCUUAUUAUCGUAACCCAGGGCCUACGUGAUUGCUUCAUAAGCUAAUCAUGCUGCAUGGAUAAUGAUGUAUAUUUUGACAAAUUAGUAAUCUAUACUUGCAAAGACGGCAGCUUUGUAGCGACCAUGGCUCCAAUAUGUGCUCAGUGUGUUUUCACCACUUUUUUGUUUUGGACAGUGUAUUAACCUAUGAAUUAUUUGUGGAUGAUCUGAUCAGUGGCAAUGUGUGUAACUAAUACCACUGGAGGCACUGGUCUAGGCUCUUCUGCAUCUGGGUCAGAAGCGGUGGGCAGGGCGUAGCAGCAGUGUGUGUGAGUUCAUGAUCAGUCUGAGAUGUUACCUUUGACCAGGCAUUAUUUUCUGUAGUGGUUUGCUUGUGUACUCACUGUCCUGCGUUUCUCUUCCCUUUUUACACUUUGAGUCUUUGACGGUCACCCUGUUCUAUUAAUAGACCACAUGGCUGGCAAUGUCUUCCUCCUUGUCACCACUUGUUAUGGAAAGUAACUUGAACUUGGGGCCCAAAUGGCAUCGAUCACUUCCCCCCUAUCUAUACAUUUGUCAGAUGGAUUAUUCUGUUCCCCUGGCAGUUUACGCAUUCAAGUAGACCUAAUCUAUCUUGUAUUUUUAUAUUUUUCUCCACGUCAUCAUUGUUAUUUUCAUCUGUACCACGAAUUCAAACCACUACACUAGUCAAUUAACACCAGUAGUUCCCGGUCCUAUUUUUCUACUAGGCUAGACUACAGUAUAAAGGCCUACUUUGUAAUUUCACGGAUUCUUGUGACAGAGGGCUUCCAGGUGAACUGGCACUUUGUGGAGUGAAUAAAGCACGCAUAUUUACGUUACUGUCUUGUUCUUCUAUGCCUCCUGAAUGCAUAGGGCUGGGUGUCCUGCAACUAUGCACCAUCCAUGUUAUGGACCACCGGGUCACUUUCAGGCAUAUUAGUAGCCUUUCCAUUAGACCUGUUUCACACCAGAAAUAAACCACCAAUCGAUAUCAAAACUUAACUAACAUCUCUGCGUAAAUAACCUUACACCAAGG
Molecule: messenger RNA, 6958 nt
Organism: Gadus chalcogrammus (walleye pollock)
Lineage: Eukaryota; Metazoa; Chordata; Actinopteri; Gadiformes; Gadidae
Gene: kcnj14
Product: potassium inwardly rectifying channel subfamily J member 14
Exons: 5
Coding region: 2654-4246 (530 amino acids)
Biological process (GO): potassium ion import across plasma membrane; regulation of monoatomic ion transmembrane transport
Cellular component (GO): plasma membrane
Molecular function (GO): inward rectifier potassium channel activity
Source: RefSeq, a predicted model, not a curated record